This is a messenger RNA of Adineta steineri, 1176 nucleotides long. NCBI's taxonomy places the organism in Eukaryota, Metazoa, Rotifera, Eurotatoria, Adinetida, Adinetidae. The record is from the annotation of a GenBank genome assembly.
AUGAAAUCCGAUAUUUGUAUCCGAUGGGAUUCUGAAACGAUGGAAUCAAAAGAAUAUAAAAGAAAGCCAGCAAGACAAUAUCGUAAACUCGAUUUAAUAUGUGUUGUCUGCGAUGGUAUUGCUCAUGGUUAUAAUUUUGAUGCCAUUUCAUGCGAAUCUUGUAAAGCAUUUUUUCGUCGUAAUGCCCUUCAACCAUCAGGAAAAUUAAAAUGUCGUAAUAAUAAUAAAUGUAAUGUAAAAUUUGAUCAAAGAAAACGAUGUAAAAAAUGUCGAUUGACAAAAUGCUUUUCUGCAGGAAUGCGUAAAGAAUGGAUUUUAACACCGGAAGAAAGACAAGCAAAACGAAUAAAAAUUGAAGAAAAUCGUCGUUCAAAACAAAAUCUAGUUCCACAACAGUUUCCAAAAACUGAACCUACAGAUAAUUAUAAUUUAUUAUUAACACUUUCUAAUCGGGUAUAUUUAACUCAAAAUGAUUUAUUAAAAGUUCAAUUACUUCAAAAUGCUUAUACUAAAGCUGUUAAAUUAAAUCAAACAACUGGUAUAUUACAAUAUCCUUUAAUUCAACCAAUUGAAUCAACUUAUGAUUUAUUUCGUAUGCCAAUAUUUAUUUCAUCAAUGCGUUUAAUAACAUUUUUUAAACAAAUACCAGAAUUUCAAAAAUUAGAUAAAGAUGAACAAGUUUAUCUUGUUAAAUUAAAUACAUUAUCAAUAGCUUUCUUACAUUCAAUAUUUAUUUAUGAUACGAAAAAUGCAACAUAUCAUGAACAAGAUACAAAUGAUCCAUUAUUUCUUGAAAAAGAUUGGAUAAAUACAAUAAAUAAAGAAUUUCAUGAUAUUAUAAAACAAAUUCGAUGUAAACUAUGCGAAACUAUACAAAUCGAUGAUGAAAUAAUAAAAAUAUUCUUUUUAAUUACGCUUUUUUCCAGUCAUUUUACUUUAAAAUCUUCAUCAUCACAUAUAUGUACAUUAAAUAUAUUUAAAGCUCAAAAUAUUUACAGUGAAUUAUUUUGGAAAUAUUCUUUACAUUAUUAUGGUUUUGAAAACUCAUCAAAAUUAUUUUUACAGUUUACUACCGGUAUAGUAAAAUUACAAAAAUUAAUUGAUGAGCUUAAAUCAACAGUAUCGAAUUAUACAGAUAUAACAAAAUUAUCACCAUUAAUGCAAAGUCUUUUAUAA